AUGAACAACACUGGAUACUCGAUGUUAACACCCAAACAGCUUGUUGAUGUAUACGGGCCCGAGUCACCAUUCAGUGAUCCGAAAAAGCUGAAAUUCUUCCUGUCUUUGAACGAAAGCCAGCUGCAUCAGCGCCUAAUCGAGGACAUCCGGCGCUUCUCGAAGACUAAUCCAAAAACACUAAAAAUUCGCCAGAAACGGCAAACAGUGCUUUCGCCGAUUGUGCUCACCGCUAUUGUUUUGCAGCCAAACACAGCUCCUGUUGUACUUUCGCCAGUUUUGCUCAGUGCGUCGGUUCUUUCUCCGGCAAUCUUUGGCGCUAGCAUACUCAUUCUCAGUCCGAUUAUUUUAUCACCGCUGACUCUAAAUCCGCUAAUUUUCUCUCCUGAAGCCGGUACUGCUAUUAUCGGUACUCCAUACUUAUUGUCGCCAAUCAUUUUCUCCUCAUCCUUCCUUAUCACCCGCAUUUUUUCGCCACGACUCCUUUCACCACCAAUCAAUUCCACAGGCAUUGUUUUAAAACAGAAUCCAGAACAGUUUUUAUUUGAUGCUAGAUGA
Gongylonema pulchrum is the source of this 555-nucleotide messenger RNA. NCBI's taxonomy places the organism in Eukaryota, Metazoa, Nematoda, Chromadorea, Rhabditida, Gongylonematidae. The record is from the annotation of a GenBank genome assembly.